AUGGUCCACAAGACUAGCUAUGGCAAAGGAAUAAAAACUUGCCGCCUUUAUUCUCCCUUUUGGUAUCUGUGCAACAAAGAAGCUAACAAGGACAAGUUUAUCCACGACUUGAAUAGUGUCGACGAUGCUUCAGAGGAAGAAGAUCUCAAAAACCAACGCCGACUGUGCAUUCGCAAUAACACUUUAUUUGGCAUCAGAGACGUGUACGACUCGAUGGAGUCCAUUCCAACGGCACGUUCUCUCCUAUGUACCGGUCCAUACCAUCAAUAUCCUGUACCGCUAUGUUUGGGUCUGAGGUUGCUCAGAAUACUUGAUGCUCUUAAUAUUCGUCAAUACGAGUUCCCGACGCACGUAGUCCAUCUAGUACAACAAAUGUACCUUUCCCUCACAUUCGAAGGAAACAUCUCUCCUUCCAUAUCCAAACUUUGGAACCUCCGUUACUUGAUUGUUUGUCGGCACAUGAUCAUUGUGGAAUCCGAUGGAAAAUCUUCGCCCGACUUGCCUACAGAGAUAUGGAACAUGCGAAAACUGAAUCAUCUCCAGGUCAUGGGAAGCGAUCUACCACAUCCUCCGUGUGAAGGAUCUCUCUUACCAAACCUCUUAACUCUGUCGGAUGUGAGCCCUCAAAGUUGUACCAAGGACAUUCUAGAAAGAAUUCCGAAGUUGAAAAAGUUGCGAAUCCGAAUCGAACUGGCUCCCGAUGCCAAUGAGCCGUUGAGCUGCUUCGAUCAUAUUUCACAUCUCCGUGAAUUGAAGAUACUUAAAUGUGUCAUCGUUUGUCCGAAGAUUGUAUCUGUGGUUGUUGAUGUUCCACUCGCUCCUCUUUCGAUAUUCCCACCGAGUCUUGAAAAGUUAACUAUGAGUGGUAGCUAUGGGUAUGCUUGGAAAGAAUUGAGCAAGAUUUCUUCACUACCGAAACUUAAAGAACUCAAAUUGCAAUGCUACGCCUUUCAAGGCCCAAAGUGGGAAGUUCAUUGGGACGAAUUCCCGGCGCUUGAAUUUCUUUUUAUAGAGGACAUCGAUCUGGUGCAAUGGAAACUUAAAGAUUAUAAGUACUGCUUCAAAAAUCUCGAGAGGAUUAGCGUAAAGCAUUGCUACAAGUUAGAAAAAAUGCCUUCGAAAUUUGGUAGAAAUCUUACCAAGAUUGAACUAGUCUAUUGCAACCCUCUUGUUGAGACUAGUGCAAAAAAGUUGAAAAGUGAUCGGGAGAUGAACGCUUUUAACCAUCGAUUGUUUUAG
This is a messenger RNA of Erythranthe guttata (spotted monkey flower), 1239 nucleotides long. The record is from RefSeq and is a predicted model, not a curated record. Lineage: Eukaryota; Viridiplantae; Streptophyta; Magnoliopsida; Lamiales; Phrymaceae.